AUGGACGCGCGCGCGCGCGAGAAGACGCCGACGAAGCGAUCGGGACGACGCGAGACGACACGCGCGGCGUGGAUGCGCGAUGACGUCGACGACGCGAACGCGCGCGCGGACGAACGAUUCGCUGGCGUCGAUAAGGAGUACAUCGGUUUCGGUGGUGGGAGCGAUGAUGAUGACGACGCGGAGGAUGAAGAGGACGAGGAGGGAUUGAUGGCGGUGACGGAUGAAGAGGACGACUCGGACGACGACGACGACGACGACGACGGCGAGGGCGGUCGCGGUGACGAAGAUGAUUCGGAUGCGUUCGAUGAAUUUUCCGAUAGCGAAGAGGCGGCGCUCGCGAAAGCGAUGAAGGCGCAGAGAAAACGAUUGGAAGGAAAGGUUCGUCGUGACGCGGUGGCGGAAGAGGACGCGAGCGAGAGCGAGAGCGAAAGCGACGGGUUCGGGAUCAAGGGGAGGAAGAAACAGGAUUUCUACGGUGAUGAUGACGUUGACCACGAAGGUUUGAGCGAUGAGGAGGACCGUGAGGAGGAGGAAAAGGAGGUGCGACGGAUGCGAAAGCUCAUGGCGGAGGAAAUGCGAGCGGAGGAUUUUGGCGUCGACAAUGAGAGCGAUUCCGAAAGCGAGGAGGAGUUCACGCUCGGCGCCAAGGCGGCGAAUUUGCGACGAGGUGAUGGAGCGAGACCGUCGAGCAAGAAGUCCUCUCGAGCAAUCGAAGUGGAGACGCUCACCGCGGAGGAGCGCGCCGAGCGUACGGCGGCGGAGGACGAAGCCGCCGCUGCGAACGACGCCCCCGAACUCGUAGCGCUCGCGAACGAGCUCACAUCCACGCUAAAUGCGAUCGAAGAGAGUGUGGAGCCGUUGGUCAAGGCGGCGCGCGAGGGAACGUUCGCGACGGAGGAUGGAAUCUCAUAUUUGGACACCAAGUACCUAUUGAUGCUCAGUUACUGCUCGUCCAUCGUCUUCUAUCUCUUGCUCAAGGCGGAGGGUCGACCGGUGAAGGAUCAUCCCGUGAUUGAGCGAUUGGUGGAGAUCCGUUUGUAUCUCGAAAAGCUCAGACCGAUCGACAAGAAGCUUCAGUAUCAGAUCGACAAGCUACUGAAACUCGCGAGCGCGUCGGAUCGCGCUGAGGGUAGCAAGGCGGCGGAAGACGAUGGUGCCGAUCCCUUGCGUUUCGCACCGAAUCCCAAGGCUUUGGUUUCCAAGACUGAGGAAGGUGAAGAGGGUGGCGACGGCGUGUAUCGACCGCCCAAAAUGCUGCCGACUGCCAUGGACUACGAGAUCGGCGGAAGAGAUGCUAAGGAGUUGCGCAAGAACAAGGAACUCCGCCGACGCGCUGGACGCUCGCAACUCAUCAAGGAGCUUGCGCGCGAGGUCGGCGAAGCGCCGGAGGAGCUCGGCGCGGGCGACGAGGACUUGGCCCAAAACGCCUUUGCGAAGCGCGAGAUUGCUCGCAUGGAGGCUCGUGCGCGCGUCGAAGAAGAUCUAUUCACGCGUGUACCGCUUUCCAAGCAAGAGCGCAAGCGCCAAAAGGCGUCAACGAGAAACGUCAACUCGCUCGCCGCCGUGGGCGAUUUCGGCGACGACGUGGCCGAUCUUGUCGAACGCACGGAAGUUUUGGACAAGACGACGCGCAAGCGCCGCUUGGUCGACACAGUGGCCGAUGGUUACACGACAGCAAAGCCGGAGAUCGCGUCCGGCGAAAUCGAUGUGCCGAUUCGCGAUACGCUUGGGGAACGCCGAUCGAAGUACGAACGCGGCGUCGCUCGCGCUUUAUCACGCCGAGAACGUAUGCGUAUGGAUGUCGAAGACGACCAGCCUCGUGGUCCGCGUAUCGACGACGAAGACGAAUACGUCGCGGCGGCGGAUUUGCGCGAUCGAAAGCGUCGGGACAAGGCGGAGAAGUACGCCAGAGAGCCGGGCCUCAUCGCCGCCCCCGAGGAGGACGUCGAUGGCAAGCGCGAAAUCGGUGCGAAGAUCAUGGCAAACAGGGGUCUCACGCCGCAUCGCAGCAAAGAAACGAAGAACCCGCGUGUGCGUCUUCGUGGCAAGCAUGCUCGCGCAGUCACUCGCCGAAAGGGUUCGAUUCGCGAUGUCAAGGAGCAAACCGCGGGUUACGGCGGGGAACUUACCGGUGUCAAGACGAGUGUUGUCAAGAGCCGAAAGUUUUCAUGA
Molecule: messenger RNA, 2172 nt
Organism: Ostreococcus tauri
Lineage: Eukaryota; Viridiplantae; Chlorophyta; Mamiellophyceae; Mamiellales; Bathycoccaceae
Product: Sas10 C-terminal domain
Exons: 4
Coding region: 1-2172 (723 amino acids)
Biological process (GO): maturation of SSU-rRNA from tricistronic rRNA transcript (SSU-rRNA, 5.8S rRNA, LSU-rRNA)
Cellular component (GO): nucleolus; small-subunit processome
Source: RefSeq, a predicted model, not a curated record